AUGCAGGUACAACCUCCAUUUCUCUUGCUCUUCACUCUGUUCAAUGCUGUUGUCUUUGGUUUUGAAGCUGUGAAUCAGGCAAGAGACUUUGUCCUUACGAUUCAAUCCGUUGUUAUUGUUGACAAGUCGGGAAAUGGCAAUUUCCAGACCGUUCAAGCAGCCAUUGACUCAGUUCCACCUAAUAACAAUCAUUGGAUUAAGAUUCAAAUAAACCCUGGUGUAUACAAAGAAAAGGUGACAAUCCCACUAGAAAAGCCUUUCAUAUAUCUCGAAGGAGCUGACAGCAGUAAUACGGUUAUCACGUUCGAUGACCAUCAACAAACAGACACUAGUGCUACAUUUACUUCACGUCCUCCCAACAUUAUUGUUAGAGGCAUUACUUUUGAGGUGCUGUGGCUUCUAAAAACUGAUUUUAUAUUCAUAGCAUUAUUUGAGAUUUUGAAGCUAUGUAAGAACUCAUUCAACCUUCGAGAAGCUCCAGAGCUGUUUUCUUGCGAUGAUGGAACUUACAUUACACAAGCAAUAGCAGCAAGAAUCUACGGCGACAAAUCAGCUUUUUUCAACUGUGGAUUCAAAGGGUAUCAAGACACGUUAUGGGAUGUACAAGGUCGCCAUUUCUUCUCACAUUGCUACAUUGAAGGAGCCAUAGACUUCAUCUUUGGUAGUGGCCAAUCAGUUUAUGAGGAUUGCAUGAUAAAUGUUAAUGUUGCAAGUCUUCCUCAAGUCUACCAAGGAUACAUUACUGCACAAAGUCGACAAUCAGCAGCAGAUCCAAGUGGAUUUGUAUUUAAAGAGUGCACCAUAAAGGGUAGUGGGAAAGCUUUGUUGGGGAGAGCAUAUGGUCCUUUUUCCAGAGUUAUAUUCAAAGAUGCUAUAAUGGGUUCAGUGGUAGCACCAGAGGGAUGGUACGCCUGGCACUUCAAGGGCAAAGAGGAAAAUUUUAUGUACGUUGAGGAGAAUUGUACCGGACCAGGAGCUUCCACUUCCAUGAGAGUUCCAUGGGCAAAGACACUUGAUGCCUCGCAUCUAACAGGCUUCUCCGUGGAAUCCUUCAUUAACCAAGAUGGGUGGAUUCCCACAGUCCUUUGA
Molecule: messenger RNA, 1089 nt
Organism: Cucumis sativus (cucumber)
Lineage: Eukaryota; Viridiplantae; Streptophyta; Magnoliopsida; Cucurbitales; Cucurbitaceae
Product: probable pectinesterase 66
Exons: 5
Coding region: 1-1089 (362 amino acids)
Biological process (GO): cell wall modification
Molecular function (GO): pectinesterase activity
Source: RefSeq, a predicted model, not a curated record